UUCAUCUCGAGUACAAUUAAUUUAUAAUCCUUGAACCUGUUAUUCCUGAGGAAAUAUAUUUAUUGCGAAGAAAUUGUUCGCAAAACUUGUUUGUAAUUGUCGUCAGUGUAAAAAUUUAAUAACGAAUAAAAUGGUUCUGAAGAUUCGCGUUGAAUCACCGAAGGUGAAGUAUACGGAAGAUUAUAUUGAAGCACAGUACGAGUAUCAAACGACGAAUGUUACGGAAGACGACAAUAUAAACUAUACGGUGACACCUGUCUCAACAAAGUUAUUAAUUAGAACACAAUUGAAAGUUCCAAAACUUGGAUUAAUGUUGGUUGGAUGGGGUGGAAAUAAUGGUUCUACUAUCACUGCAGCUUUAUUAGCAAACAAACUUAAACUGACUUGGGAAACAAAGAAUGGCCUUCAGAAAGCAAAUUGGUAUGGUUCAUUAAUUCAAGCAUCUACUGUUAGAUUAGGCAAAGGGAACAAGGGAGAUGUGUAUGUUCCCAUGUCUUGGAUGCUUCCAAUGGUAAAUCCAGAUGAUAUUGAAAUUGAUGGAUGGGAUAUCUUAAAUAUGAAUUUAGCUGAUGCUAUGCAACAUGCAAAAGUUUUAGACAUUAAUUUGCAAAAACAAUUAAUAUCACACAUGAUGAAUAUGAAACCGAGAAAAAGUAUAUAUUAUCCUGAUUUUAUUGCUUCUAAUCAGGAAAAAAGAGCAAAUAAUAUUAUUUUUGGCGCCAAAUUUGAACAAUUGGAACAUAUCAGGAAAGACAUUGCAGAAUUUAAAACUACAAAGAACUUGGAUGAAGUGAUUGUAUUAUGGACUGCCAGUACUGAACGAUUUUCAGAGAUAAUUCCAGGUGUAAAUGAUACAGCAGAAAAUUUACUGAAAGCUAUUAAAGAAGAUCAUACAGAAAUUAGUCCUAGUACAGUGUUUGCUGUUGCAGCAGCUUUGGAAGGAUGUACAUAUAUAAAUGGCUCUCCUCAAAAUACUUUUGUACCAGGAGCAAUUGAAUUAGCAGAAAAACAGAAAACAUUUAUUGGUGGUGAUGAUUUUAAAUCAGGACAAACAAAAUUAAAGUCUGUACUUGUAGAUUUUCUAGUUUCAGCUGGUAUUAAACCAGUGUCGAUUGUUAGUUACAAUCAUCUUGGAAAUAAUGAUGGAUAUAAUUUGUCAGCUCCUCAACAAUUUCGGUCAAAAGAGAUUUCGAAAAGCAGUGUGGUAGAUGACAUGGUACAAUCAAACAAAAUUCUUUAUCAACCUGGAGAAAAGCCGGAUCAUUGUGUUGUUAUCAAAUAUGUCCCAUAUGUUGGCGAUAGCAAACGGGCGAUGGAUGAGUACACAUCAGAAAUAUUACUUGGAGGACACAACACGAUUGUUAUACACAACACAUGUGAAGAUUCUUUGUUAGCUAGUCCACUUAUUUUGGAUCUAGUUCUUUUGGCAGAGAUUUGUUCACGUAUUACCUUUAAGUUAUUGGACACAGAGGAUGAGUUUACUGGAUUUCACAGCGUACUGUCUGUAUUAUCGUACCUUUGCAAAGCGCCAUUAGUACCACGAGGAACGCCAGUUGUAAACGCAUUAUUUAGACAACGAGCUGCAAUUGAAAACAUCUUAAGAGCAUGCCUUGCAUUACCUCCUGAAAAUAAUAUGUUACUUGAACAUAAAGUUAACUUUGAAAAACAUGUGCGAGCUUAAAGGAAAAAGAUUAUUUUUAAAAAUAAGGGUAUUGAUUGCAACAAAAGGAACGAACAGUAUUAUCAAAGGAUAAUUU
Messenger RNA from Habropoda laboriosa, 1757 nucleotides. It is a transcript of the gene Inos, whose product is annotated as inositol-3-phosphate synthase 1-A. Lineage: Eukaryota; Metazoa; Arthropoda; Insecta; Hymenoptera; Apidae. Gene Ontology annotation, biological process: phospholipid biosynthetic process; inositol biosynthetic process. Gene Ontology annotation, molecular function: inositol-3-phosphate synthase activity. The record is from RefSeq and is a predicted model, not a curated record. Gene Ontology annotation, cellular component: cytoplasm. The transcript is spliced from 7 exons. The coding region runs from base 131 to 1681 and encodes 516 amino acids.